AUGCCCCCAAAGAAGUCUAACAAUGACCAGCCGGCCAGGGCUCCCAGACCAUCGCGCGAUGGCUCAAGAUCAGUGGCUCCGGUUGUUAACGGCUCCAGCGCGACAGCUUCGUCGAAGAAGCGGAAGUCCAGAGUCGGCGAUGCCACAGAAAGCGCACUGGAAGCACGCGUAGCCAAGCUAGCCAAACGCGAACCCGACCAGGGCAAGAAACAGCAUGAAGCCAAGGUUGCCCCAGCGAAGAAAGGCAGACCGGCACGGGCCGAAGCUACUCGUCCUGCUCCACUGCCGGCCAUCAACAAGGUGCCCACAGAGAGGCUCCAGAUCAUGGCUUUUGGAAGCGGCGAGUGCGGCGAGCUCGGCCUUGGGCCGAAGCUCCAAGAGAAACCCCGUCCUUUCGCCAAUCCAUUCCUGGAUGGAAACGCGCCUGGAGCCUUUCAUAUCACCCAGCUCGACCUCGGUGGCAUGCACACAAUCGCCUUGACAGACGAUAACAAGAUCGUCACCUGGGGCGUCAAUGACCGAGGUCCCCUCGGAAGGGACACCACAUGGGAUGGAGGACUGCGCGAUGUUGAUGCAGAGUCCGACGAUGACGACGAGCAACUCAAUCCGGUCGAGUCUACACCAACGCAAGUCCCAGCCGGCUCUUUUCCUCCCGGGACUGUGUUUGUACAAGUUGCAGCCGGCGAUAGUUGUAGCUUUGCCCUCACCGACACUGGCCUCGUUUGUGGAUGGGGUACUUUCUUGGAUGCUGAAGCCAAGCCUCGCUUCUUCUUCACAGGUGAUAAGCUUGUCGAACAAACAUCGUUCAAGGUGGCAUGCGGGUCCAACCACGCGCUGGCGCUCGACCAGGCUGGCGAUGUGUGGGCCUGGGGGGUCAAUCAGAAGAAUCAACUCGGAUACCGCCUCUUUGAAAGCCGCCAAUAUGACCAGCGCUUGCUAGAGGGCUUCCAGCCUCAACGUGUCAAUCUGCGUCACAAUAAAGCCAGCUAUAUUGCGUCCGGCGUCGACCACUCUUUUGCAAUCGACCGGAAGGUCGCUGUCUGGGCUUGGGGUUUAAAUCGGUAUGGGCAAGCUGGCUAUGCAAAGGACGCCGGUAGUGACAAUGUUUGCCUACCGUAUCCAAUGAAGAUUCCCGAUCUUGCUAAGGUGGGUGUUACUGCCUUGAGUGGGGGUGCUGACCAUUCUGCCGCGGUCACUGCUGAGGGCCAGUGCCUCGUCUGGGGUCGCAUUGACGGGGGACAGCUCGGGGUCGAGUUGACCGCCGAACAGCUUGAAGACGAGACGCUUACCCGCCUGGACGAUCGUGGGCGUCCGCGUAUUUGCCUGCGCCCCAUUCCGGUUACGAACAUCGGGAUGGCUGUUCAUGUGAGCUGCGCUACGGGCCACACCAUCUUUGUCAACACCAGAGGCGAGGCGUUUGGGUCGGGGUUUGGAUCGAUGGGCCAGCUUGGUAUCGCCUCUGAAGACGAUACCAACGUCGCAGUGAGAAUCACUGGCGGUGCGGCGAAAAACAAGCAAUUGAUAUGGUGCGGGACUGGGGGCCAGAUCAGCAUGGUUGCUGCACGCGCCGACUCGGCAUCAUGA
This is a messenger RNA of Anthostomella pinea, 1584 nucleotides long. The record is from the annotation of a GenBank genome assembly. NCBI's taxonomy places the organism in Eukaryota, Fungi, Ascomycota, Sordariomycetes, Xylariales, Xylariaceae.